This is a messenger RNA of Sphaeramia orbicularis (orbiculate cardinalfish), 2290 nucleotides long. Its product is annotated as cadherin-7-like. Gene Ontology annotation, cellular component: plasma membrane; adherens junction; catenin complex. Gene Ontology annotation, molecular function: calcium ion binding; cadherin binding; beta-catenin binding. The coding region runs from base 1 to 1332 and encodes 443 amino acids. The record is from RefSeq and is a predicted model, not a curated record. NCBI's taxonomy places the organism in Eukaryota, Metazoa, Chordata, Actinopteri, Kurtiformes, Apogonidae. The transcript is spliced from 7 exons. Gene Ontology annotation, biological process: adherens junction organization; cell morphogenesis; cell migration.
AUGUGCCUCCGUGCGUUCCGCCUCUCGUACGUUCUGCCUCCUGUGAUCCAGGACGAUCAGCGCCGUGGACAAGGACGAACCUUUGAGCGGUCAUCGCUUUAUUUCGCUCAUCCUCGCAGUGCACCUGUUGCCGGCAAUCUCACUUCACACUGCGGGGACAACAAAGCGGAAGCCCCGCCUCAGCAGUACCAACACACUGUCGGUACGCGCUGUGUGACUGCGGACUCCGACGGCGUGGCCUUGUCUUGUGGAGCCGUGGCCUACACAUCCACCGGCCUCAGCACCGGUGCCCUUCUGGCUAUUUUGGGAUGUAUCAUCACACUUCUAGAGGAUCCAGCCCAAAUUGGGAAAGGCAUCACUGUCAUCACGGUGCUGGACAUAAACGAUAACGCCCCAGUCUUUGCCAUAGACUAUGAAACUCUCCUCUGUGAACACACCAUGCCAGGACAGGUGAUCCAGACGAUCAGCGCCGUGGACAAGGACGAACCUUUGAGCGGUCAUCGCUUUUAUUUCGCUCUCGCUGCACCUGUUGCCGGCAAUCUCAACUUCACACUGCGGGACAACAAAGACAACACAGCGUCCAUACUGACGAAGCGAGGUGGCUUCCGGAGGCGGGAGCAGCCGGUGUAUCGACUGCCGGUGCUGAUUGUGGACAGCGGAAGCCCCGCCCUCAGCAGUACCAACACACUGUCGGUACGCGUGUGUGACUGCGACUCCGACGGCGUGGCCUUGUCUUGUGGAGCCGUGGCCUACACAUCCACCGGCCUCAGCACCGGUGCCCUUCUGGCUAUUUUGGGAUGUAUCAUCACACUUCUAGUGAUGGUUCUGCUAAUUGUGACGAUGCGUCGGAGGAGGAAGGAGCCCCUGAUUCUGGAGGAGGAGAGGGACAUCAGAGAGAACAUCGUCCGCUACGACGACGAAGGCGGGGGAGAGGAGGACACGGAAGCCUUCGACAUGGUCACCCUCCGCAACCUCAACGUCAUCAGAGACCCCAACGUGCGGCGCGAUGUCACCCCCGAUACUCCCACUUUCUUUCAUUACCCAUCAGCCGCCCGCCCGUCCUAUAAAUCCCUCCCAGACAACGUAGUGUUUCGAGAGUUUAUUUGGGAGCGGCUUAAGGAUGCCGACGUGGACCCGUCAGCUCCCCCGUACGACUCCCUGCAGACAUAUGCGUUUGAAGGCAGCGGCUCGGUAGCGGAGUCGCUAAGCUCACUGGAGUCACUAAGUACAGACUCAGAUCAGAACUAUGACUACCUCAGCAACUGGGGGCCACGCUUCAAAAAGCUGGCCGACCUGUACGGCAACAGCGACGGCACCAGUGUGUUCUCAUAGCCCCUAAAUUGUCUUUCUUAACAUUUCUCGGACUCUGUGAAAAAAUAAGAGUAAUUUAUUGUCAACAGAGAAAAUGAUUUUGUCUGCCUUAGUGCAUUGGAGGGAAAAGAUUCAAAGACAACACAGGAGAUAUUGAAAGAAAAAGACUUUGACUUCAAAGGUUUUGGUUUGUUUACCUCCUUGUAUGGAUUUUCAAAAGCGUGCCAUGGUGAGUUUUGACACAGACUUCAAAAGUGGCUUGACUGAGGAGGAAACCUUGUGUGCAAAAGACAUUAAAGGUUUCAGAUUUAGGCUCCAGUCCAACCAUUGACUGCCGUAUGCAUAUGUGUUGGAGCAAUUUUUUCGGGAGGCACCUGUCCUUUCAUUCCAGCGAUGGGCAUAGGCCCAGCAUCUUGCUUUGAUGCAUUCCUUUGCUAUCUUUGUGCUAAAAACAUAAAAGUUUCUCAUGAAAUGCUGUGUCUCUGGCGGCUAAUCAGUAGUCACUUGACUGUUCAUAUGAAAUUUAACAACAAUUUCAGUGUCUUUUGUUCCCCUCUUCUUGUUUCUCUUUCUUUUCGGUUGCAGUUGCAGGAUGAUAACAGGCUUGGCAGGGGGGUGGGUGGGUGGGUUCGUGGUAAAAACACUGAGCCACAUUAUUCACGGACUCAACCAUACCUCUCAACACCAUAUGAAAAGUGCAACUAUACGUACAGUAUAAACAAGUAGUUGAUGUGCUAAAGAUGUGAUGUGAAGACACAAGUUGUGCAAACUAUAAAAGAAUGGUACUCCUGUCAGCUUGAUCUCUCCUCUGGGUGAAACAGGAAGGCAUAUCACUUUUAUUCUUCUCCUAACAAUACAUUUUGCAGAUGUCGCAAUGUAGUGUUUGUCUGAGUCUGUUUUCUCUUCAGCCUUUUUAUUGCCGAGUCCAAUGUAUAAUUUCUGAGCUAUAAAAUGUCAGAAUUCACUUGUACUGCUUUUG